AUGGAGAUCGAUGGCUUCGAUGCCGAAGUGCUGGAGUCAUCCAGAGACAAGUCCCAGUCCCAGGGCGUGUACAUCUACCAGCCCACUCAACAAGGGAAAGGUGCCGGAGAGCGGCCCUCUAAACGCCGCAAGGUCGCCUCAACCGAUGCAUCCGAAGAGCCAAAAAACCACCAGUCCUUUGCUCCCCUUCUAAACGGAGACGAGAACGCCGAGUGCGUGCAGCUGCGAUACGAUAUCUAUAAACAACUUUGGUCGGUGCAGAAGCAGAAGAUCAAGGGAAUCCUUGAAGAUGUCGACGCGGGAGUUCUGAUGGACGUGCUGUCAUUUGUCCGAAACACAUCACCCCAAACGUAUGACCCGAUCCUAGCAAAAGAACCAGAAACCAGCGCAUUGGUCACCGUCGGAUCUAAUGUUUCUUCGCUCAGUCGAUUGCUAUCGCGACUCAACGACCAACUGGCCGCCACUGGAGAUGGCGGUGUAGUGGUGCUGGAAUCUGGCGAUGCACCCAAUCUCAAGACAACACUGAAAAACAUCAUUCGAGCUGCAGUCACAAAUACCGAGGGCAACGAUGGGUACCAGAAAUUCCUCACCGAUCGAGCUGGACCUCGACUUCUCGGCUACGACUUGGACCUGCUUCAUGACUACGUUCAAAGGAAGGGGACCAAGAAGUUGGUUCUCGCGCUUCGGGAUAGCGAAGCCUUUGACCCAGGACUAUUGACCGAUCUUCUGUCGCUACUCAGGUCCUGGCUUGAUCGCAUACCCUUCACGGUGCUUCUGGGAAUUUCCACAUCGGUCGAGCUCUUCGAAGGGCGGCUCCCUCGUUCGUGUGCAUCUCUGCUCCAGGGGAGACAUUUUGAGGUCCAAGAAGCCGGCAACUGCGUCGACCGCAUCUAUGAGGCUCUCCAAGCAGACCUGACUGGGAGGCUCUGGCUGGGUCGUAAUAUCACUAGCACCCUAUUUGAAAGAUCUAGCGACUUCUUUCAGAGCCCAGAGGCGUUCAGCCGCAUGGUCAAGUAUGCGUACAUGUCACAUUUCUUUGCCAACCCUCUGGCAGUGUUAUUGGCGAAUCCAGCAUCCACCAUGUUGCCCCAGCUCCGAAUCUGCGAGGCAAUCAGGAAUCUGCCGUCCUUCCGAAUGUUUUGUGAGGAUUUAGUACAAGCGGGUUUUUCGAAAGAAGUCCGAGGUCUGUUGGAGGAUGACCAAUAUCUUCUCCAGCAAACUUCCAAGCACCUCGACACAAAUCAGCAGAAAAUGCGACGCCUUUUUCAGGUGGUUCUGGUGAUUCAUGCUUGUCUCCAGCAUACGCAAAGCUCCAAGAAGACCAGUGUUUCUGACCUCUCGAUUCGUGCCCUCUCAGGGGAGCUGGGCGAAUCACCAAUCGUGGAAGAAAUGUUGGCCACAAUGAAAACAUUGGAUUCCGAAAAGCUGAUGUGCUUGCUAAACAGCCUUCCGCGAGCUCUUUUCAAUGACGCACAUUUUAGUGCAAUACAACACGAUAUCCAGACAUUGCUGCAGACAUACCCAGACUCUGGGCCGCUGCGCAGCGAAUACAACACCAACAGUUCCGUGGUGAAAACGACUGUCGUCCAACAGCGCGUCCGACUCAGUAAAGGCAAGGCAAAACUGCCUGAGCAAGACCUCGAGUACACCAAGAUCAUCGACCGGCUAGUGGCAAUACUGCAGGAAUAUUUCGCGGAGAUCUUGGUGAACCCACAAGAUCUAUUCCUGCACGAGCUCUUCUUAUUUGAUUUGCGCAAUCCACUGAAAGAAACGUUCGCGCCUCGGCCGCGCUUUGCCAUCGAGCGCGCUUUGGCCAGUCCAUUUGACUACCUGUUUUCCUCGUUCGAUGUCACCGAGGGCAAGAUUUCGGCGAAACAACCUGCCACCGCGAUAUUAUAUCAGCUGUAUCUUGAAUCGGGUGCCCUGGUGAAUGUCCACGAUCUCUGGCAGGCUUUCUACGCAGUCUUUGAGAGUGAUCAGGGUGACAGUUGCGAUGAGCGCGUCGUUAUGACCCUGUUCUAUGGAGCCUUGUCGGAAUUAAAGGCAUUUGGUGUGGUCAAGAACAGCCGAAAGAAGACUGACCACCUGGCCAAGUCAGCAUGGAUGGGUCUCUAA
Penicillium alfredii is the source of this 2115-nucleotide messenger RNA. RefSeq lists its product as uncharacterized. Gene Ontology annotation, molecular function: DNA replication origin binding. Gene Ontology annotation, cellular component: DNA replication preinitiation complex; nuclear pre-replicative complex; nuclear origin of replication recognition complex. The coding region runs from base 1 to 2115 and encodes 704 amino acids. Lineage: Eukaryota; Fungi; Ascomycota; Eurotiomycetes; Eurotiales; Aspergillaceae. Gene Ontology annotation, biological process: DNA replication initiation; DNA replication. The transcript has 8 exons. The record is from RefSeq and is a predicted model, not a curated record.